Corticium candelabrum is the source of this 735-nucleotide messenger RNA. RefSeq lists its product as uncharacterized. Lineage: Eukaryota; Metazoa; Porifera; Homoscleromorpha; Homosclerophorida; Plakinidae. Bases 109 to 495 code for a protein of 128 amino acids. The record is from RefSeq and is a predicted model, not a curated record. The transcript has a single exon.
ACGGGGACUCAUAAUCUCAGUCAGAUAGACGCUGGUUCUAAAUCUGACUUCCCAGAUACAACAUCCCACUUCCUCAUUACAAACAACUCGCUUUCCAUCUAGACGACGAUGGCAGACGAAGCGUCGUUCCUAUCGACGCCGUUAGACUGCUUCCUAGCGCUUCUCCUCUUGCCGACGUUUGCGUGGGACCUCAUCGUCGGAUUCUCGGGCCUCGCAGUGUUUGCACUCGUCAACAGCAAAGAAACAGAAGAGCAAGACGACACAGAGACAGACAGUCACUCGCUUGCAUGGCUAAUCAUCAAGGUCGUACUCGCACUGCUCGUCGUUCCUUCCCUUCUUGUCGACCUCAUCAUGCUGAUUGGCCGCGCAGUCGCCGGCAUUGUGUUGAUGAUUGUCUCAUUGGAUGUUGACAUGAGACUCAAGCCGAAGCUCGGAUUCAAGACUGGAUGUCUUGACAAGCAACAGAUGGAAGCCAUGGCAGCAUCGCCGUCAUGAGAAGGAUGAGAGAGAAAGCGAAAAGGGCAGAAUUGAGUGAUUAGUUGGUGUGACACAUUCAUUCAUUCAUGACUGAUGCGCGCACUGUUUUAGUUUAUUGCCUUACUGUUCACGUAGCUACGCGAAUUUGGUUACUAGAGAUGAUUAGAUGUUAGAGUGAGACGAUAGAAUGUCUAGAUGUGUAGUGCAUGAGGUUUAGUUUGAUGAGGAAAAUAGAAGCUGAUGGUGAUGUGUCCUGCA